AUGGAUAUUGGCGGCCUCACCACAGUGGUAGCAAACUCGGCAUACAUUUCAGCUCGUGGCAGCUUUGAUGGCACCGCCAACCCAGCAGCUAAUCGGGACAAGAAGUUCCACUCCAAGCUUAAGCUGCCCCACAUCACAGUAUGUGAAGGCCUUAGGGAGACCCUGGACCUCCAGUUCAAGAGCAUCUGUGUUGAACAGCCCAUUGGCAAACGCCUGUUCCAAGAAUACUUAGAGACAGCUAAUGAAUACAAGGGGCCCUGCCGCCUGUGGAAGGAUGUGGAGGAGUAUGACACAGCCGAGGAUAAGGAUCGUGCCAGCAAGGCUGCCAAGAUCCUUCAACGCUACAUGGAACCUUCAGCCAAAUACUUUUGCCCCUUCCUGCCCGAAAACGACAUCACCAAGGUGAAGGAGCGACAUGAGGAAGCUUCAGAUGACUUGUUUGUUGACAUCCUGGCCUGUGUUCUUGACUUCCUCAAGGAGGUUCCCUUCACCUUCUACCUGGAGACCAUGUACUUCAAGAGGUUCUUGCAGUGGAAGUGGCUGGAGAUGCAGCCUGUAACUGAGGAGUGGUUCCUGGACUUCCGUGUGCUUGGCAAGGGGGGCUUCGGAGAGGUGUCUGCCUGUCAGAUGAGGGCCACGGGAAAGCUGUAUGCCUGCAAGAAGCUAAACAAGAAAAGGCUGAAGAAGAGGAAAGGCAAUGAGGGCGCCAUGGUGGAGAAAAGAAUUCUGGCUCGUGUUCACAGCAGAUUCAUUGUUUCCCUGGCCUAUGCCUUCCAGACCAAGACAGAACUUUGCCUGGUCAUGACCAUCAUGAAUGGGGGAGACUUGAGGUACCACAUCUAUAAUGUAGAUGAGAAUAAUCCAGGCUUUGACGAGCCCAGAGCGUGCUAUUAUGCUGCUCAGAUCAUUCAAGGCUUGGAGCACCUCCAUCAGAAGAGAAUCAUCUACAGGGACCUGAAGCCAGAGAAUGUUCUUCUUGACAAUGAAGGUAACGUGCGUAUUUCUGACCUUGGCUUGGCUGUGGAGUUAGCAGAAGGCCAGGAAAAGACAAAGGGCUAUGCUGGCACUCCAGGGUUCAUGGCCCCAGAGCUGCUGAGAGGAGAGGAAUAUGACUACUCUGUAGAUUACUUCACUCUUGGGGUCACUCUCUAUGAAUUCAUUGCUGCCAAAGGUCCCUUCAGGACUCGAGGAGAGAAGGUGGAGAACAAAGAGGUGAAGAAGCGCAUCCUGAAUGACCCAGUAACCUACACAGAGAAGUUCAGUGAGAAUGCCAAGUCCAUAUGUGAGGCCUUGCUAGCCAAGGAGGUGGACAAAAGACUGGGCUUCAAAAACGAGACUUGUGAUGAGCUGCGUGCCCACCCUUUCUUCAGCAGCAUCAACUGGAGAAAGCUUGAUGCAGGAAUUCUGCCACCCCCAUUUGUCCCUGAUUCAAAGACCGUUUAUGCCAAGAACCUUGAUGACGUGGGUGCCUUCUCCACUGUGAAAGGGGUCACCCUGGAAGACCCAGAUAAAGAGUUUUUUGAUGAGUUCGCUUCUGGAAAUAUCUCCAUACCUUGGCAGGAAGAGAUGAUUGAGACAGGCAUCUACGGCGAGCUGAACGUGUGGGGUCCUGGUGGCACGGUGCCCAAUGACCUCCGGCGUGAGUCCAUCCUGGAGCAGCCAAAGUCUUCCACCUGUAGCAUAUCAUAA
Colossoma macropomum (tambaqui) is the source of this 1689-nucleotide messenger RNA. RefSeq names its product G protein-coupled receptor kinase 1 a (gene grk1a). Gene Ontology annotation, molecular function: rhodopsin kinase activity; ATP binding. The transcript has 7 exons. NCBI's taxonomy places the organism in Eukaryota, Metazoa, Chordata, Actinopteri, Characiformes, Serrasalmidae. Bases 1 to 1689 code for a protein of 562 amino acids. The record is from RefSeq and is a predicted model, not a curated record. Gene Ontology annotation, cellular component: cytoplasm. Gene Ontology annotation, biological process: signal transduction; visual perception; protein phosphorylation.